AUGCCGCAGACAACAAGAGGGGUCCGGUGUCCCGCGGGCGGCAAGCAACUCAUGCACGGCGGCACAAGCAUGGUCUUUACCUUUACCGACAAACCUGGUGUCGUGGCCAAGCUGCCCUACGAAGACGACGACCACAAGGCCCUGUUCGAGACGGAGAAGCGCAUGUGUCCAAUGUGGCAUUGGGCGACACCAUCGAAAAAUGCUGGAAGACCGAGUUUGCUUCUGCACAAGAAGUGGUGGACUGCAUUCGUGAAAAGGUAA
Messenger RNA from Sporothrix schenckii 1099-18, 261 nucleotides. RefSeq lists its product as uncharacterized. The transcript has a single exon. Bases 1 to 261 code for a protein of 86 amino acids. Lineage: Eukaryota; Fungi; Ascomycota; Sordariomycetes; Ophiostomatales; Ophiostomataceae. The record is from RefSeq and is a predicted model, not a curated record.